AUGGUAAAUGAUGUAAACGUAUUUGUUCCUAAAUUUAUCUGCCACGUGCAGAAAAAUCAAUCUUUGUUGAUAAAAUUAAAAAUCUUGAAGAAGCAACAUUUGAUGAUUAGCGACGCAGUACAAAUGCUGAACAUAAUCUUCAGUUUGCAACUCGUUGCUACUAUAUUUAUGACCUUUUCUGCUAUCACCUUUAAAAUUGUAUACUAUUAUUUUUUUGUAUGGCAAGAUGAAGUGUCCUUUAAUUUAGAUAAACAUUCCAUUAAUGUGCUUUUACUUUCUACGACAUAUAACAUUUUAAAAAUGGUAUUACUUGUAUGGGCCUGUGAGACCGGAAAGAAUCAGGCGCAAGACAGCGAUAAUCACGAUCUACUUAACAGCAUCAAUGAUAAGCAAAUGAAAAAUGAGUUGCAGUUGCGGUUUUCAUUACAAGUAUUACAUCGCGAAAACAUAUUUUCGACAAAAUUUUUCACGAUAGAUACGACACUUCUCAUAACAGUAAUGGGUAACGUUACCACGUAUCUGUUAAUCCUGAUACAAUUUUUGAACAUAUCGCAUUCCUGUGAUGGAAAGAUAGCAAUUAAUGUUACACAAUUCAAAAACUAA
Molecule: messenger RNA, 603 nt
Organism: Mycetomoellerius zeteki
Lineage: Eukaryota; Metazoa; Arthropoda; Insecta; Hymenoptera; Formicidae
Product: putative gustatory receptor 23a
Biological process (GO): chemosensory behavior; sensory perception of taste; male courtship behavior
Cellular component (GO): dendrite; axon; neuronal cell body
Source: RefSeq, a predicted model, not a curated record